AUGAACGCGUUCGACUUAAAGUAUGAACUAUCGCCUACUGAUGCCAAGGAGCUUGCAAAUGUUCCGUCUACUCUUCAGCUAUUUCCUGAUGUGUGCGAGUUUGAGGAAGGGGGUGAUGUAGAGGGGUACGCGGACAGCAACAAUGACUAUGUUGAUGAUUGGACGCUCCAAAGAAUUGGUACGCUUCAAUAUCGAUUAGAACUUCUUGAGACCAGACAGUAUUUUGGCAGAUCAGGCUUGAACCUGGUGGCCGCCCAUAUGAUAUAUGGCUUGGCUAAUGACGUGUUUGGAUUUAACGGGUGGUCAACCACCAUUCUUGAUUGCGUGUUUGCAGACUUCAAUGAAGAGCCAGAAAAGUUUUCUGCAAAGUGUACAGUUAAGUUGCGGAUUACGUUACGAAGUGGCGCUACAAUGGAACAUUACGGUACCGGAGAGGCUGUAAAUUUGCCACACAAGUAUAUGUGUUACAGUAAAUGCAAGAAGCAGGCAGUGACUGCUGCCACCAGAAACGCGAUUCUUGGUCUUAAGGAGCUUUUCUAUAGAUACGAAAAGAGAGAACUUGAAGAGGAAGCGGAAGAAGAAGCGGGAGAGGAAGCGGAAGAGGAAACAGAACAAGAAGAAGCCAGUUUAAAGAAUGUGAGCAUAGGUUAA
Molecule: messenger RNA, 651 nt
Organism: Spathaspora passalidarum NRRL Y-27907
Lineage: Eukaryota; Fungi; Ascomycota; Pichiomycetes; Serinales; Debaryomycetaceae
Gene: RAD59
Product: Rad59p
Exons: 1
Coding region: 1-651 (216 amino acids)
Biological process (GO): double-strand break repair via homologous recombination; mitotic recombination; double-strand break repair via single-strand annealing
Cellular component (GO): nucleus
Source: RefSeq, a predicted model, not a curated record